This is a messenger RNA of Schistocerca cancellata (South American locust), 456 nucleotides long. RefSeq names its product transcription factor Adf-1-like. The record is from RefSeq and is a predicted model, not a curated record. Gene Ontology annotation, cellular component: transcription regulator complex; nucleus. NCBI's taxonomy places the organism in Eukaryota, Metazoa, Arthropoda, Insecta, Orthoptera, Acrididae. Gene Ontology annotation, biological process: regulation of transcription by RNA polymerase II. Bases 1 to 456 code for a protein of 151 amino acids. The transcript has 3 exons.
AUGAAGAAAAGUUUAAUUAACAGUGUGGCGAAAUAUUCUGUAAUUUAUGACGUAGGGCAUGAAGAAUACAGAAAUCUUUCAGUGAAAGAUUACGUCUGGAAAGCUAUAGCACAAGAGUUAAAUAAAACAAGUGAUGACUGUAAGAAGAAGUGGAAAUUUUUAAGGGACGGUUACCAGAGGUUCAAGAAGGAAAGAAAAUUAGGAACGGGCUCUGCUGCCACAAAAAAUUCUAAAACAAAGAGACACAAACAGCUAUCGUUCCUUGACAGUGUUGCACAACACAGAUCUGGAGGAACAAAUAUUACAUUGACAUCAUCACAGACAAUAAUACAAGAAAGCCAAGAAGACAGUGGAGAUCAAACUCGUCAACUGGACAUUUCGGCAUCACAGGAAGAAGAUACGGCAGAAACACAUACAAUAGGAAAUAGUGGUGAAACAUCUGUGAUAGCAUCUUGA